AUGGCCUUCAUCAGACUUAAUUUCACAGCACAGAUGACACACCAGACACAGCCUCACAGCCUCAGCUUUACAGCCUCACAGCCCCAGCCAAAGACUCACAGCUCCAACCCCAGGCUCACAUCCCCACCCAAAGCCUCACAGCUCCAACCCCAGCCUCACAACCCCAGCCACAGUAUCACAGCCUCAGUCCCAGCCUCACAGCCCCAGCCUCACAGCCUCACAGCCCCAGACUCACAGACCCCAGCCUCACAGCCUCAGUCCCAGCCUCACAGCCCCAGCCUCACAGCCCCAGCCCCAGCCUCACAGCCCCAGCCUCACAGUCCCAGCCUCACAGCCCCAGCCCCGGAGUCACAGCUCCAGAAUCACAGCCCAAGACUCACAGCCCCAGCCUCACAGCCCCAGCCUCACAGCCCCAGCCUCACAGCCCCAGCUCCAGAGUCACAGCCCCAGCCUCACAGCCCCACCCCAGUCUCACAGACCCCAGCCUCACAGCCCCAGACUCACAUCCCCAGUCCCAGGCUCACAACCCUAGUCACAGCCCCAGCCCCAGCCUCACAGUCCCAGCCUCACAGCCCCAGACUCACAGCCCCAGCCUCACAGCCCCAGCCCCAGAGUCACAGCCCCAGCCUCACAGCCCCAGACCCAGAGUCACAGCCCCAGCCUCACAGCCCCAGCCCCAGCCUCACAGCCUCAGCCUCACAGCCCCAGCCCCAGACUCACAGCCCCAGCCUCACAGCCCCAGACCCAGAGUCACAGCCCCAGCCUCACAGCCCCAGUCCCUCAGAGGCCCAACAACAUUCUCACCGCCCUAGUCACAGCCUCAGAUCCCCAGCCUCACAGCCCCAGCCCCAGAGUCACAGCCCCAGCCUCACAGCCCCAGUCCCAGCCUCACAGCCCCAGACACACAUUCCCAGCCUCACUGCCCCAGUCUCACAGACCCCAGCCUCACAGCCCCAGACUCACAUCCCCAGUCCCAGGCUCACAACCCUAGUCAUAGCCCCAGCCCCAGACUCACAUCCCCAGUCCCAGGCUCACAACCCUAGCCCCAGCCCCAGCCUCACAGUCCCAGCCUCACAGCCCCAGACUCACAGCCCCAGACUCACAGCCCCAGCCUCACAGCCCCAGCCCCAGCCUCACAGCCCCAGCCUCACAGCCUCAGCCUCACAGCCCCAGACUCACAGCCCCAGCCUCACAGACCCAGCCCCAGCCCCAGAGUCACAGCCCCAGCCUCCCAGCCCCAGAGUCACAGCCCCAGCCUCACAACCCCAGCCUCACAGCCCCAGCCUCACAGCCUCAGUCCCUCAGAGGCCCAACAACAUUCUCACCACCCUAGUCACAGACUCAGAUCCCCAGCCACAGUCUUACAGGCCCCGCUCUCCCUGGAGCAAGAGGAAAAGGUUGGCAUACCCUCGGCCCAGAUGUUCAUCCGCUGUUGUCGCCAUACCUGGAAAAGAGCCCGGUCAGCUCUUCUCAAGACCACCUCCAGGUACCGACGACAAGCGGACUGCCAUCGGACCCUGGCUCCCCACACAUCUGACGCUACUGAGGGCUUAUGAUGGAGCGGCGGCGGGUUGCCAGGGGUUUCUGCUUCAGCUGGAGCUAUACCUGGCCACCAUCAGACCCACUCCAUCAGGAGCAGAGAGGGUUCCUCUGCUGUGUCCCACCCUGCACGCCCAGACCUCUGACCAGGACCCCCGACCAGGACCCCUGACCAGGACCCCCGUUCCGGACCCCCGACCAGGAACCCUGACCAAGACCCCCAACCAGGACCCCCGACCAGGACCCCUGACCAAGACCCCCGAUCAGGACAAUUGA
Messenger RNA from Oncorhynchus kisutch (coho salmon), 1815 nucleotides. Its product is annotated as pollen-specific leucine-rich repeat extensin-like protein 1. The transcript is spliced from 5 exons. Bases 1 to 1815 code for a protein of 604 amino acids. The record is from RefSeq and is a predicted model, not a curated record. NCBI's taxonomy places the organism in Eukaryota, Metazoa, Chordata, Actinopteri, Salmoniformes, Salmonidae.